Messenger RNA from Prorocentrum cordatum, 3849 nucleotides. The record is from the annotation of a GenBank genome assembly. NCBI's taxonomy places the organism in Eukaryota, Dinophyceae, Prorocentrales, Prorocentraceae.
GUGAGCGUCACCUGCCCGGCAGCGGCGGCUGCGGAGGCCUUCACCUGCCCGGCGGUGCCGCCAGCGCCGCCGUGUCCGCCGGCCCCCGCGUGCCUUCCGUGCGACGGGGCGAGCGCGAGUGCGCCUGAGGCGGAGAGCCGGCACGAUUGCUGGCCCGAGACGCGUGUGGCGCUGAGCUUCGUGUGCGUGUUCGGCGGGCUGGCGGUCCUGGUCGGGUUCGUGCUGGGAACCUGCCUGGUGAACUACGGGGCCCCCGAGUGGCACUGGCGGAUAGUGCUCGCAGGUCUGGUGUCCUCGGACUCCCGGGCCCUGAUAUUGACGCCGGAUGGUGACAUGUACAUCGAGGACUUCAAUGAGGCCGUUGCGGUGCGGUGGUUGGGGCCCAACAGUGAAGUCCCUGAAGGGAACCCCCGGCAGCUGAUCUACCACUUCGGGGAGUUCCCGUCGGCGGCCACCCUCCGCCGGCUCAUGCAGGAGGGCGCCUACACCGCCGGCCUGGAGGACCAGCGGCGCGGGUUCGGCGUGGCUGUCUGGGGCGCUGGGGGCGCCGCGGAUGCUGCAGCUGGUGGUGCGGCCGCCGGCCCUGGCGGUGGCGCCGGCCGCGUGGCGGCGGGAGCUCCCGCCUUCGUGCCGGCGCAGCCGUCGGCGCUGGGGGCCCCCAGCGGCGGGGAGGACGAUGGCCCAGGCCCGGGAGCCCUCCAGGGGCGGAUGGGCGUGGGCCGGGACUUCAGGCCUCCCGCGCGGCCGACCGCGCAGCCGGUGUCCGUCCACACGGUCCGCUGGGUGGCCGCCGAGAGCGUCGAGUACCCUGGCGGGAGCGUGAUCCGCGGCGACGACGUGGCCUUCAACGACUCCGAGCUCGUGGCGGGCCGCAGGGGGGUGAUCGUGCUGAUGGGCGAGUCCGCGCUGAUCGAGGACAUCGGCGACGGGGACGUCGAGGCCUACAGGUCGAAGGAGGCCCACCAUGACGCGAGGCUGCUCAAGCUGCAGAGGGACUCGCGAGGUGCUCGGCACCGGCCAUGGCGUGACGUGGCUCGCGACGUGAGUGCGGUGAAGCAGGACGACUGGCCGGUGCCGGGCCCCCAGACGGCGGAGUGGUGCACGCAGUUCCUCGACCAGUGGGGCGUGUCGGAGCACGAGACGCUGGCGAAGAUCCUGGAGCGCCUCGGGACCCACGACCAGUGCGACGUCGUGAACUUGGCGAGCGCCGAGGACAUCCUGAGGCGCACGCAGCUCAUCGAGUACUUCUACUGCGAGGUCGGCCGGCAGGCGGAGACCGGCAAGCAGCAAGACAAGAAGGGCGGCAAGGGCGCCCGCGUGGAGGAGAUGGCGAUCUUCAGCGGGAAGCACCGCGAGUACGGAGAAGUGGGGCGCAGCUUGGGGAUGAUCCAGACUGCGGUAGCCGAGCUCGGCCGCCCGCCCGCUGGCCUGACGCGCCAGGGAGCCCUAGCGGAGCUCCUGGCUAAGCGCAGCUUCACCGGAGAAAAGGCGGCGGCGCGGGUGGCCGAGUCGGCCUUGAAGCGCCCGUGCUAUGAUCCUUCGCUGCAGGGCAGGCCGCGCAGGCACGCGCGCCUCCUGGCGGCCCUCGACGGCGCAGGCAUUCUCGAGUGGAGGCGGCGCGGGUCGCCUCGAGUGGGCCUGUUCACUGCUUGGAAAAAGAAUGGCAAGCAGAGGUUGAUUGUUGAUGCUCGUCUGUCUAAUCUGUGCUUCGCUCAGCCUGACCCUGUGGACCUUGCCACUGGCGGAUCGUCUGCUUCUCUCGAGGUCGACCCCGGACCCCCAGUGUGCCUGGCCCAGGUCGACAUCCAGCCCGGCGUGACCCUCGCUAACAAGCUUUCGGAUAAGAAGCCGGGAAUGCAGCUAGGUCUCUUGGAGAGGGGCUUUGCUGCUGGCAGGGGCCUCGAGGCCAUCCUAGGUGGGUGCGUGGCGGAGCGCGAUCUCCUGCCCGUCGCGGAGGCUGGCCGGUGGUCGGACCGGUGGCGCUUCUCGCGGGGGGCUGAGGAUCGGGUUCGGCCGAGGGGCGCCUCGCUCCGGGAGGAGCUCAACAUGGCCGCGGCGGCCGGCCUGGAUGACCUGGACCGCGUCGGGGCGGCCCGGCACCUGGGCGCCCUCGGCGAGGUUGACCGGGGCGGGGCUGUCCCGGAGAUCGGGCCUCAGAUCCUCCAGGGCUCCUGGACCACCGUCUCGGCCGGCCGCUGGAAGCGCCGGGAGGCGAUGCCCAUCUUGGAGGGCCGCGCUCUGGUCUGGGGAGUCCGCCACGUCGGCCGAGGUUUAAGCGAGUUUGGCAAGCGAGUCCUGUUUUUGACCGAUGGGCUGUCCGAGGCUUUCGGCCUCCGCCAGGACUGGCAGAGCCAGAUGUCGACGGGGCUUCCUCGCCCGCGCAGUGGUGUCCCGAACCUGGAGGCCCCUCGAGACUCGCCCCCCCCGUCGGGCAGCCUGGUCCGACCGGGUGGCGCGGCGAAGCGGCGGGCGAGCCCGGCCGCGCUGCCGACCCUAGCGCGGGCUGCGCCACCGCCGCCGGCGCCGCGCGUGCGCCCUGGGGGCCGGGCCCGGGCGGCGGCGGCGACCCGGCGGGUCAAGCCGCGGCCGGAGGUGCAGGCCACCUGGGCGGAGCGUGCCGCCGCGCCGCAGGGGGGGUUCCCCGAGGACAAGCGCACGACGGACGGCGAGGGCCUCACGUUGCUGGAAAGGGAGAGCGUGGGAGACCACAACCAGCGGGUCUACCAGUCCGCCCUCGCCGAGUUCAGGAGCUUCUUCGUGACCUUGGGCCUCCGCCUCAGGACCGCCGCAGACUACGACGAGGCGGCCCUGGAGUGGGCCCACCAGACGUUCUUCGACGGCGGCGACGCGCAGGAGGGGACCAAGCUGAAGGCGGUGCUGCAGUAUUACCCCCCGCGGCUGCUGGCCACAGUCACGUGCGCGGCGGCAAACAAGCUGGCAGCCAGCCAGGACCUGCACGCCGCGCGCCUCAUCAUCGUGAUGUUCGUCUUCUACCCUCGGCCCGUGGAGCUGAUGUCGCUGACCGGGCGGCAGGUGGUGCCGCCAGUGCGGGCGGCCGGGCACAACGCCUGGUCGAUCGUGCUGUUCCCAAUGGAGGAGGAGACGCCCAGCAAGACCGGCGCGUGCAACGAGAGCCUCCUGGGCAACCUGCCGUUCUACAACUUCAUCGGGGACGUGCUGAAGCUGCUCGAGGCCGGCGUGGGCGACAAGGAGCUGGCGGCGCAGGUGCGAUACGCGCAGCUGGCGCAGGCGUUCCGAGCGGCGGGCCAACAGCUGGGGCUCGAGGGCCCGCCCGGCCUGCACCAGCUGCGGCACGGCGGGGCGUCCGCCGACCUCGCCAUCGGCCGCCGCAGCAUCCCAGAAGGCUCGCGGCCGCUGGGCGAGCGACAGCUCGGUGACGAAGUACGGCAAGGGCGGCCGCGUCGCCGACCAGCUGGCCAAGCUGCCGGAGCUUUUCCUCGAGCACGCCAUCGCCUGCGCCAAGAAGAUUGGCGGCAUCCUCUGCGGACGCUGCCAACCUUUGCCGCCCGUGCGGGCGGCGCCGUAGCGCUCGAGGUGUUCAGCGGCUCCGGCAACCUCAGCCAAGCCUGGCGGCGGCGGCAGCGUGCCCUGGGGCAUGCCAUCUUUGAUUGGGACCUCCGCUGGGGCGACGAGUAUGACCUGACCCGCCAGCGUGCUCAGCGCCUGGUGCGAGGAUGGGUCAACAACGGGCUGAUCGCCGCCGCGUGGCUGGGGGCCCCCUGCCACAGCUGGAGCCGCGCGCGGGACAUCCGACCCGGGCCACCGCCCCUUCGGAGUGAUGUUCACGCGAUGGGCUUGCCCGACCUGGCGCCCCGUGACGCCGAGAAG